Fulvia fulva is the source of this 702-nucleotide messenger RNA. RefSeq lists its product as uncharacterized. Lineage: Eukaryota; Fungi; Ascomycota; Dothideomycetes; Mycosphaerellales; Mycosphaerellaceae. The record is from RefSeq and is a predicted model, not a curated record. Bases 1 to 702 code for a protein of 233 amino acids. The transcript has a single exon.
AUGCUAAACACCAUCCUCCUCCUCGCCCUGGCAGCCUCCUCCUUCGCCCAAACCACCACCACCGCCGCGAGCUCAGCUCCACCAACCCCAACCCUACCUCCAACCCCAUCCAACACCACAGCAAUAACCGGCAUCUUCCUCCUAGACGGCACCACCCCAAUCCCAGGCUUUACCCCCUCCCUCCUCUGCGCCGACCCCACCGCCACAACCUUCAUCCUCGCCUGCGCCAGCACUUCCCCAGCUGCCAACACAAUCUGCGCAACCGAUUCCCAAGUCCAAAUCACCGUAACCGCACGCCCGACCAACUACGACCUCGCUUACUCAACAGUCGUCCGGCAAGGUUCCGGCGUUGUGACGCAGAGCUGUGAUUUCGGGGGUCCGAGUAAGGUGGCUACGCAGGCGGUGUGCUCGGCGUCGGGGUAUGUAGCUGUAAGGGGGAGGACGAUUACGUUGUUGUCGACGGUGGAGACGAUGACGAUUGCGAGCUCUGCGCCGACUUUCUCGAUUCCGGUUACGGCUGGUGCGGUGCGGACGGAGGCCUGUUCUGCGAGACCGACACCUACCACUUCUUCAACGUGGUCGCCGCUGCCGCAGGCGACGACGGGCAAUAUGGUGGCUAAUGCGGCUUCGGAUGGAGUUGUGAAGGAGGUGUAUAAGGUGUUGGUUCCGGUUGGUGUUGCGGCGUUGGCAUAUGCUGUGUAG